AUGAUCAAAUCAUUUACAGAAAUCUUUAUUCUUUCAUUUUCUAUCAUUAUAUUUUUUCAACAAAUUAAUUCAGUGAACACUCUUCGUUGUGCUCAUUCAUGUUCAAUCGGUCCUAUUGCAUUAGGUUCUCCAGAUCCAAUUAAAAAUCCAUGCCAUACAGUUGAUAUUAAUAUUACUAAUACAUUUUGCUCAGUUUUUCUUACGAUAAAUUUUGAAACAUCAUAUAUUCAUGGUACUCUUCAUGAAAAAACACGUUUAGUAAAUAAAUUAUCAAUUCUUGAUUUAUCAUCUAUAAUGUUUUCAAGUAAAACAAUUACUUUUAUCAAUUAUUAUUGUGCAACUACAGAUGAUUGUGAUCAAGAAUUCAUACGUGAAACUAUAAGUUCAUCGAAAUGGUUUCAAUUAAAUGAAACAAAAGUACGAACAGAUAUUACUACUUUACUAUUUAAAACAAAUUCAUCAACUGAGAACAUCAUUUGUGAUAAUAAUUCUAUUUGUUUAUGGAAUGAAAAUUGUUAUGCACAAUUUAUUCAAAAUAGUUCUUCUUCACAAAUUAAUCAAAUAAAUUUUAAUAAUAAAUAUUCAUGCGAUAAUAUGUCUUCAUCUCAAGUCACAAUCGAACAAUCUUUUAGUACACCAGGUGACAAUCACGAUUUGAUGAUAAAAAUCUAUUGUAAUAAAAAUGGAUGUAAUCAACAAAAAAUAGUUGAACAAGUAUAUAAUAUUUUUCGAAAUGAUUUCAAUUUACCAUUAAACUAUUCGGCAUACAUAUCUAAACCUAAUAGAUCACAUCGAAUAAAACAUUUCAUUAGUAUUCCAGUAUUUUUGUUUUUUAUUUCUAUAUAUCUUACUUGUAUUGUGUCAUAAAAAGUUUUAUUUGAAAGAAUCUAUAAGAAAUAUCAAUAAAACAUACUGUUGGAUUUUACUGUAUUAAUUCUGUGGCUGUUAUAAACUAUAAAAAU
Molecule: messenger RNA, 962 nt
Organism: Rotaria sp. Silwood1
Lineage: Eukaryota; Metazoa; Rotifera; Eurotatoria; Philodinida; Philodinidae
Source: the annotation of a GenBank genome assembly